AUGGUAACGUCUCCUUUCCCAACGUCCUCUGCGGUCUUCAACGUCGGUCUGAUGGGACCUUGGUCCUGUGACCCUUUCUUUGCCAAGGCGUUCCCCCAGAUUGCAGCUAAGUUAGCAAUGGAACGCAUCAAGAAGGAUCCGUCCCUCAGUGACAUCCAUCCAAUGAACUGCACUUUAUGCGAUGAAGACUGCCGAACGGGCCAAGCUUUAGCCGGAUUCAUCAGCUACGAAAAGGACCUGUCAGCUUUCAUUGGUCCUUUGAAUCCUGGCUACUGUGACACUGCCUCCUUGCUAAGCAGAAGCUGGAACAAAGCUAUUUUCUCCUGGGCAUGUGUGAACGACGAUCUGGACAACGCGAGUCACCAUCCGACCUUUGUCAGGGCGUUUCCCUCUUCUACAGGCGUCCUCCUGGCAGUGCCGAAAUAUUUCCAAUGGGCUCACGUGGGCAUCAUCUUUUCCCCGGAAGAACUUUGGGUGGACACAGCCAGUAAACUGGCAAUCGCUCUAAGGAACCACGGGCUGCCGGUGGCUCUGGUUACUUCCAUAGGGAAAGAAGAGGAAAACACUGAACGGAUGUGGGCCAAGAUCCAAGCUGCUGGGAACGUUAAAGAACUGGGUAUAAAAGUUAGCGUGUGUGAGAAACCGGACCUUCGGAGGAGAAAGAAGCCUCUGCUUUCUGGGAACCUCAACAAAAAUGCCUUCUAUGCAAAUGUGGCGGGAGAGGAGUUGCAGGUCUCUCCUCUCUUCGGCACCAUCUACGAUACAGUCUAUCUGGUCGCCAAAGCUGUGGCCAAGUCCCACCAUCACCACCAAACCUCUAAGUUCUCAGGGAUAGCUUUGACUCAACAUGUCAAAAACCUGGACUUUGCCGGAUUCAGCCGCCGGGUCCAGACGGACAGCCGAGGAAGACCGCUGGCCAAAUACGUCAUCCUGGACACGGACGGCAAAGGAAGCCAGCUUUUCCCGACCCACCUGCUCGUGGCAUCUUCCGGAACGGUGCAUUCUCUGGGGAGGCCGAUCCACUUCCCCGGAGGAUGGCCACUCCCAGCAGACUCCAGCUGUUGGCACCGUGCCCUCUAUCACCAAGUUCUCAAAGGGUCUAAGAAGGUACUGUUGACUCUGGAUGACCUCACUUUCGUCAACACUAAACUAAGCAAAAUGAGGUUGGCCCUGGAUAACUGGAGUGAUUCCAGAAGCAACUCGGAGUGCCGCAGCUUGCGAUCUGCGACUCAUUCUCUGUCCGUGAGGAGUGCAUUGGUGACCCACGAAACCUCUAACGUUGCUGUGUAUGAGGGAGACUGGGUAUGGUUGAAGAAAUUUGAGUCUGGAGUAGCCAACAACCUGCGGCAGCCGACUGUCUGCUUACUAAGCAAGAUGAAAGAUGUACGACAUGAAAAUGUAAACCCAUUUUUUGGCCUUUUAUCUGACGGAGGCCUUUCAGGCAUUGUGAUGGAAUAUUGCUCCAGAGGGAGCUUGGAAGAUUUGCUGCUGAAUACAGAUAUAAAGCUGGACUGGAUGUUCAAAUCAUCUCUUCUGACGGACUUGAUUAAAGGAAUGAGAUAUUUGCACCACCAAAACAUUUGCCAUGGGCGUCUCAAAUCUCGUAACUGUGUGGUAGAUGGUCGAUUCAUGCUAAAGAUCACGGAUUAUGGGUAUGCUGAGCUCCUGGCCGCACAACACGCUCUUUACGUUGAGCCUCCUGCAGAGGAAUUGCUCUGGACUGCUCCCGAGCUUUUGAGAGAUCCCAUGACCCACCCCAACGGCACGUUUAAAGGAGAUGUGUAUAGUUUUGCCAUCAUCUUGCAAGAAGUUGUUCUUCGGAGUCCCCCUUAUUCCAUGUCUGAAAUACCAGCGGAAGAAAUCCUUCUCAAGCUCAAGAAACCACCGCCCUUGUACCGCCCGAGUGUUUCUCCGGAUCAAACCCCUCUGGAGUGUAUCCACUUAAUGAAGCAGUGCUGGAGCGAACGGCCAGAGAAGAGACCUACCUUCGAGGAGAUCUUUGAGCAGUUUAAAACCAUCAACAAAGGCAAAAAGACCAACAUCAUUGACUCCAUGUUGCGGACGCUGGAGCAGUACUCCAGCAACCUGGAGGAAUUAAUUCGGGAGCGAACCGAGGAGUUGGAAAUGGAAAAGCAGAAGACGGAGAAGCUGCUGACCCGGAUGCUUCCCCGAUCUGUGGCAGAAAAACUGAAAACCGGCAGCACGGUCGAACCCGAGUAUUUUGAGGAGGUCACCAUCUACUUCAGUGACAUCAUUGGCUUCACGGCCAUCUCUGCCCUCAGCGAGCCCAUCGAGAUUGUGGACCUGCUGAACGACUUAAAUUCCACAUCUCCAGCUCCCCUUCAGGAAAAUUAUGUCUUUGCUUUCCAGGUAGAAACCAUCGGUGAUGCAUAUAUGGUCGUUUCUGGGCUGCCAAAACGCAACGGCCCAAGACACGCGGCAGAGAUGGCCAACAUGUCCCUAGACAUCCUCAGCUCCGUGGGGUCGUUCAGAGUGAAACACCUCCCUGGGGUGCCUGUCAGGAUUCGAAUGGGGCUGCACUCAGGUCCUUGUGCUGCAGGAGUGGUCGGCCUCACAAUGCCCCGUUACUGCCUCUUUGGGGACACUGUGAACAUGGCUUCCCGGAUAGAAUCCACUGGGCUGCCGUACAGAAUCCACAUCAGCCAGAGCACCAUGAAAACUCUUCGGAGUCUCCAGGAAGGUUAUAAAAUAGAAUUCAGGGGAAAGACGGAGCUGAAGGGGAAAGGCUUAGAAGAAACCUACUGGCUUUUAGGAAAGAAAGGAUUCACAAAACCCCUGCCAACACCUCCUGAAAUGAAACCGGGGCAGGCAUGGCAAGACAUGAUAGUCCAAGAAAUCAAAUCGGCCUUGAGAGACUCCAAGGCGAAGGUCAUCAGCAAGCGGAAAAAAUAG
Pogona vitticeps (central bearded dragon) is the source of this 2913-nucleotide messenger RNA. Lineage: Eukaryota; Metazoa; Chordata; Lepidosauria; Squamata; Agamidae. The record is from RefSeq and is a predicted model, not a curated record.